Monomorium pharaonis (pharaoh ant) is the source of this 2732-nucleotide messenger RNA. Its product is annotated as MATH and LRR domain-containing protein PFE0570w-like. The transcript has 8 exons. Bases 597 to 2126 code for a protein of 509 amino acids. NCBI's taxonomy places the organism in Eukaryota, Metazoa, Arthropoda, Insecta, Hymenoptera, Formicidae. The record is from RefSeq and is a predicted model, not a curated record.
AUUGAUUGAUUGAUUGAUUGAUCUUUUAUUAGCUUUCUCAGCUAUUUUCAAUACAUAUAUAUACAAUUUUAUGCUACAUCAUUAAAAACAAACUCUUUUAGCAUUCGUUUAAACAUUUCUAAACGAUCACAAUGUUUAACUUCGGGUGGUAAUGCGUUGUACAUUAAGGCGACCCAAUAAACAUUCGGAUGACUUUUGGAGGACUUGUAAGUUAUCUUUUUUAAGAGCUCUUUAAGAUGUCCAUAAAGUUGUCAAUUUGACAUCUUUUUGACGUCUUGCAUGCAAAACUCAACUUUUUGAUCACCUUUGAAAGAUGACUUUUUUGACGUAUUAAAAAGUGAUCUUUAAAGACAUCUUUUGUAAGUUGUCUUCAAGUUGUCCAAUUACAGAACUUCAAGACAUCAAUUAGAGAACUUUCGAGUGAGUUUUCCGAACGCGCGCGCGCGUCUCUCAUCGAUUCGAAGAGUACUGCACAAUUAACAUAACCUAGAAAAAAUAAGAUAAAAAUGCACAGUCAUCGAACUUGAUAUCAACUUAUUGGUACAUACGUGAGAUAUUUAUUUGUUAAUAAUUAUAUAUUAAUUUAAUAAUAUAUAAUGUUGAAAAGAAAAGGUGUCGAAGGCGGAAUAAAAAAACACAUCAAAAAGAUUAAACCAGCUAGUGAUGGCAAAAUAAUGACAACUCUUCAUAUACCUCAAGAUUUAGUAACAGACACUAAUAUAUUGAAGAUUCUACCUAUUAAUAAGAAAAAAGCAUUAAAUUAUGCGUUCAUAAAUCCGGAUAGCAAUGUACAAAACUCUUCAAGGAAUACUUAUAAUUUUAACAAAAGCAGAGUGUUAAAUGAUAAAACAAAUAUUCAAAAUCCGCAUACAAAUCGACAAAUUCAAGAAGCAGAACCAGCUAGUGAUGGCAAAGUAAUGACAACUCUUUAUACACCUCAAGAUUCAGUAACAGAAACUAAUAUAUUGAAGAUUCUACCUAUUAAUAAGAAAAAAGCAUUAAAUUAUGCGUUCAUAAAUCCGGAUAGCAAUGUACAAAACUCUUCAAGGAAUACUUAUGAUUUUAACAAGAGCAGAAUGUUAAAUGAUGAAACAAAUAUUCAAAAUCCGCAUACAAAUCGACAAAUUCAAGAAGCAGAACCAGCUAGUGAUGGCAAAGUAAUGACAACUCUUUAUACACCUCAAGAUUCAGUAACAGAAACUAAUAUAUUUAAGAUUCUACCUAUUAAUAAGAAAAAAGAAUUAAAUUAUGCGUUCAUAAAUCCGGAUAGCAAUGUACAAAACUCUUCAAGGAAUACUUAUGAUUUUAACAAGAGCAGAAUGUUAAAUGAUGAAACAAAUAUUCAAAAUCCGCAUACAAAUCGACAAAUUCAAGAAGCAGGUAUACCUAAUGAAUCUGAAGAUGAAAAUGAUGAAAACGAUGAAAAUGAUGAAAAUGAUGAAAACGAUGAAAAUGAUGAAAACGAUGAAAAUGAUGAAAACGAUGAAAAUGAGCACGACAAUUACGAAUACACUGUUGAUAAUGAAGAUGAAGAGCUUCGUGGUCCUCAAAAUAGAAAUUUGCUAAAUGUCGAACUAUCUACUCACGACAUUGAUAAAUGUUGUCAUUCUUGUCGAGGAAUACUCUUAAUGCUUCUUAAAAAAGUGGAUAAACUGUUGCUUAUGACCAAAAGUGAGACACGACAAAACAAUCCACAAAAUAAUGAACAAAUAGCGAACAGAACAUUUGAUAAACUUGAAAUGUUACCAAUAAAUGAAAUUGAACAAUUGCUCUUAUUCGACGAAAAAUUAAUAAAUCCUCUUCACCAACAGAUGAGAUCACAAUUUGAAGCAAAAAUGAUUACCGUUGGAGGCGAUAACUUUGACAAAGCUAUUAAAAAAAUUAUGGCAGUGAUUAUGACCGACGAGUUAGCGGCUAAAUGUACUUGGAUUAUUAAAAAACCUAACAAAACUAAGAUUUCAAGUUACAAUUUUCCAAAUAUAAUAAGUGCUUAUAUCACCAAAAAGUUUUCUACUACGGAUGAUGUAGUGAGAAAAAAAAUGCAACUUUGGCUGCAAAAAUAUGGUGAUCGGAUAAAACUCAGAAAUAAACAUGCGCGAUGGGAAGAGGAACAUGAGCAACAAUAAAACCAAAGUUGUUUUUUAUUAAAAUAUUUACUGUUUUAUUAAAAUAUUUACUGUUUUAUUAAAAUAUUUACUGUUUUAAAUUUUUGACAAAGUUAUUUUGUUUGUAAUACGCUUAUAAUUUUCUAAAUGUGAUAUUUUUGUAAUGUAUUACUGGACAUAGUAAAUAUUGAGUAUACAUGCAAAAGCGUAAUCGCUUACUGAGCGGCUGUAAGUAGCAAUUGAAGGUGAUUUAUUGGAUUAUACCUUCAAAGAUAUACCUUUAUUACUUAUUUAUAAAUAAUUACUUAUUUAUCAAUAAGAACCAGCCACCUUCAAUUGUUACUAGCCGCUUAGUGAGCGAUCAUAAAUCUGGAUGUACUCAAUAUUAAUGACUAUUCAUAUUUAAUGUUAUAUAUGAUUUUAUAUUACUUUAUUUUUAAUAUUUUUGAAUUUUUGAUAUUUUACGAGAUUUUUAAUGUUUUAUAUGUACAAGAAUAUUUUAUUUUAAUUAAUAUAUAUAUAAACUUGUAAGAGAUAUAAACUAGCUUAUACAAACUUAUAAUGAAACUUGGUAAUAAUAAAAAAUAAUGAAUUUUGUUAAAUAAAAAUUUACCAUAUACUAUGAAA